AUGACCGGACGCGGAAAGGGUGGCAAGGGCCUCGGCAAGGGUGGUGCUAAGCGUCAUCGCAAGAUUCUUAGGGACAACAUUCAGGGUAUCACCAAGCCCGCUAUCCGCCGUCUCGCCCGUCGUGGUGGUGUCAAGCGUAUUUCUGCUAUGAUCUACGAGGAGACCCGUGGUGUUCUCAAGACCUUCCUCGAGGGUGUCAUCCGUGACGCCGUCACUUACACCGAGCACGCCAAGCGCAAGACCGUCACCUCCCUCGACGUUGUCUACGCCCUCAAGCGCCAGGGCCGUACCCUCUAUGGUUUCGGUGGUUAA
Messenger RNA from Neurospora hispaniola, 312 nucleotides. Its product is annotated as histone-fold-containing protein. Gene Ontology annotation, biological process: nucleosome assembly. Gene Ontology annotation, cellular component: nucleosome. Gene Ontology annotation, molecular function: DNA binding; protein heterodimerization activity; structural constituent of chromatin. The transcript is spliced from 3 exons. Bases 1 to 312 code for a protein of 103 amino acids. NCBI's taxonomy places the organism in Eukaryota, Fungi, Ascomycota, Sordariomycetes, Sordariales, Sordariaceae. The record is from RefSeq and is a predicted model, not a curated record.